Messenger RNA from Medicago truncatula (barrel medic), 1098 nucleotides. RefSeq lists its product as uncharacterized. The record is from RefSeq and is a predicted model, not a curated record. The coding region runs from base 164 to 976 and encodes 270 amino acids. The transcript is spliced from 2 exons. NCBI's taxonomy places the organism in Eukaryota, Viridiplantae, Streptophyta, Magnoliopsida, Fabales, Fabaceae.
UUCACUGUUUGUACACCUCAUUUUUUGUCAUUGAGAAAAUCUUGCACCAUACUGGACUAAGACAGCAAAUCAUUUCAUACAAGAAGACACCCUUUUGUCUGCUUUAAAUGUUUCAUUCCACAUGAGCACAUACACAUACAAACACACAAAUUAAGAGGAAGAGAUGCAAGCCUUAUGGUUGUCCUUGAAAGACAAUGUCAAAUGUGGAAACAAGCUCACUGAUGUAAUAAGGCAGCCACCAAAAUUUGGCAAAGGGAGUAGCUAUGUUCUACAAAAGGAGAAUAAAAUGAACAAAGAAGAUGAAGAAGAUAAUACCCCUCUCAUGGAAACUCCAGCCAGACUAGUUUUUUCCAAGCCAAACAAGUCACAGGCUCGGCUUUUCGAGCUUGGUAUCGGAGACCCAUCAAGAAAAAUUGUUGAGAUGAUAUUUCAGAAAGCAUGGAUGAACACCUCAAAGCCACUGAGGAAAGUUAGAACAGUUCUAAGGGUGAGAUACUCAGAAGAAGUUCUUGAAAGAUUUGAGAAGUAUAGAGAAAAAGUGAAGGAACAGUAUCCAAGGCAUCCAAGAAGCACAGUAGAUGGAAAUGAAUUGUUGAGAUUCUAUGUCACUACAAUGAGAUGUUUCCAAGGGAAACCUAUGAAGAAAGUUCAUGAUCUUUGUAAAGAUCCAUCGUGUCGAUUUUGUCAAGUAAUUCAAUUCAAUUUUGACGCGGAACACGCGGAGAUUCUGUUGAAUACAUGUGAGAAAGAUUUGAGUAACAGAAAAAGUGUCAAUGCAAGAGUGAAGAAUGUGAAAAGAGUUUUAAUAGUUUGCAGGAUAAUUGCUGGAACUGCAGUGAAUGAAGUUGAUGGUAACUAUGAAGAAUGUUCUGAGUGUGACUCAACUAGGCUAGGAGAAAUGCAAUUUAGCUUAGAAAGAUUUGUAGUGAAAAAUCCUAGUUCUAUUCUCCCUUGUUUUGUCAUAAUUUUCAACUGACAUGUUUUGUAGGUAAAUUUUGUCACUAUUCGUUUUUAUCUUUGGUGAAGUGCAUCCAUAUUUAAGAAUGUACAAUCCUCCUUGAAUUUUUUUAACAUAAAGGGCCUGUUUGGAUUUAUUUA